AAUAACCUACUGAAGGAGGAUGCAAAAUGAGUGAUCCACAAUCACAUGGAACUUCAAAUCCCAUCGUUUUUUUUGAUAUCACUCUGGGUGGUGAGCCUCUGGGUCGUAUAAAAAUCGAGCUUUUUGCAAAUAUCACACCAUGGACGGCAGAGAACUUUCGCCAAUUCUGUACUGGAGAAUCUAGAAACUCACAAGGGCGGCCCCAGGGAUAUAAAAACAGCAAGUUUCACCGAGUGAUCAAGGACUUCAUGAUACAGGGAGGGGAUUUCGUCAAUGGCGACGGGACCGGGAGCAUGUCCAUAUAUGGUACUCCCAAGUUCCGUGAUGAGAAUUUUACACUAAAGCAUGAUCGUCCAGGCUUAUUGAGCAUGGCAAAUUCGGGACCAAACUCAAAUGGAUGUCAAUUUUUUAUAACUACAACUGCCACACCGUUCUUAAACAAUAAACAUGUCAUAUUUGGCCAGGUGAUUGAUGGGAUGGACAUUGUUCGGAUGAUUGAGAAUACCCGGACGACAAGAGACAAGCCCAACCAAGAUGUGGUCAUUGCACAGUGUGGUGAGUUGUGAAACCAACCAAGCUGACACGGGAAGCCUAUUUAUCUAGACCGAGAUAACACAGUUGAUUGAAGACCAAAGAAGCAAUGUUAGAUAUUCUUUUACUGGUGAACUUCUCCAGACUACUAGGU
This is a messenger RNA of Monascus purpureus, 685 nucleotides long. The record is from the annotation of a GenBank genome assembly. NCBI's taxonomy places the organism in Eukaryota, Fungi, Ascomycota, Eurotiomycetes, Eurotiales, Aspergillaceae.